UCGGCGACGUCAUCUCCCGGCGCCGCCCACACAGGGACACGUCAUCACCGGUCGCCGCUGGGCCCGAACUGUGGGAGAGAGAGAAGGCCGUAGCGAUGGCUCAGCUCAGCUCCCUGGUUGCCGUGGCAGCCGCCAUCAUUGCCGCCAUGGUCUUCUCCUCCGUACACAAGGUGGAGGAGGGUCACAUCGCCGUCUACUACAGGGGAGGAGCGCUGCUGAAGUCCACGAGCGGCCCAGGCUUCCACCUGAUGAUCCCGUUUAUCACCACCUUCAAAGCUGUGCAGACCACCCUGCAGACCGAUGACGUGAAAAACGUCCCGUGUGGCACGAGUGGCGGCGUAAUAAUCUACUUCGAUCGGAUUGAAGUGGUGAAUUUCCUCAUUCCAUCUGCAGUGUACGACAUCGUGAGGAACUUCACGGCCGACUAUGACAGGGCGCUGAUCUUCAACAAGAUCCACCACGAGCUCAACCAGUUCUGCAGCGUGCACACAAUGCAGGAGGUGUACAUACAACUCUUCGAUCGGAUUGAUGAGGACCUGAAGUUGGCUCUGCAGCAGGACCUGACCAGCAUGGCGCCCGGACUCAUCAUUCACGCGGUGCGUGUGACCAAGCCAAACAUCCCAGAAGCCAUCCGCAGAAAUUACGAACUGAUGGAGAGUGAAAAGACCAAACUGCUGAUCGCAGCUCAGAAGCAGAAGGUGGUGGAGAAGGAGGCCGAGACAGAGAGGAAGAAAGCUCUAAUAGAGGCUGAGAAGAUUGCACAAGUGGCUGAAAUUAAGUUUGCCCAGAUGAUAAUGGAGAAGGAAACCGAGAAACGGAUUUCUGAGAUUGAAGACGGUGCAUACCUGGCCCGGGAGAAGGCCCGCGCUGAUGCAGACUUCUACACGGCAAAGAGAGUGUCCGAGUCCAACCGGCUGAAGCUGAGUCCAGAAUACUUGCAACUGCUCCGGUACCGGGCCAUCGCGUCCAACAGCAAGAUUUAUUUUGGGAAGGACAUCCCCAAGAUGUUCCUGGACCUGAGCGCCUUCGCACCGGGCAGCACGGACAAGUCUCCGGGAGACGCCGCCUCGGGCCCCGAGCUCACCAGCAAGAUGAAGGAGCUGGACGACGGGCUGUGAGGAAGCGGUGGGUGCAGAGCGGCUCAAGUCAAAAUCACUGUCAAACCAGCACCGAGGCACUUCAGCCCACCUCACUCUGGGAGUGGCCUCUCUUUAUCCGCAAUUACGUUGUACAUUACAGGAAAUCCCAGCCUCUGACGGUGCAGGAACUGUGGACCAAAUCUGCAAGGGAGCUGCGUGAAUAAUGUGUCUGUAACUUAGAAUCAGGUAGCAGCGGGGGUGAGUGUGUGGGGAGGGGGGGGGGGUGGAAUGAGAUGUGGAUGGCACCACGUUCAAUACAUGAUCUGGACAAGCCAGGUGUUGCUGUGUGCUGGUAUUGAGAACCGCUGUGCUGCCCUGGUGCAACCAGCCACCACUUUGUGGGGACUUCGAGCUCUCGGGAGGUUUGGUGAACCUUUGUUGGAGUUAGGCCUUUUCAAGCAUGGGAUGGUAUUUUACAUUUGAGAAUAUUUCCUGCGUGACCCAUUGGCCAUGUGGAGUGUGAAGACCCAGCUCCUGAUACCCCCCUCGGCAUGAAGUAGCUCGGACCAGCAUCGCCCAUGGCAAGGUGCAAGGAAUGGGAGAAGGCCAACCCCAUCAAUACAGCAGCUUCCCCUCAUCCCCAGGCUAGGCCAGGCCACAGUGACCUCAGUGACCUUCCCCCCUGCCCCCUCUCGACCAGGCCCUUACUCCAUCCUAGUGACCAACCUCGCCACACCAUGCCACCCCACGCAACGAGGCACCGGUCAUGCAUAAAAUGCCACGCUAGUAACCCACACCCUGUGCCAUGCGAUGGUGUGGAUGCAGCUAGCUGCUGGAUUGCUGCUGCAUGGGUGUUGCAGAGCAGUGCAGUCAUCUCCCUGCACCAGCCGCAUGCUCCUGCCACCCGGGGUCUGCUGCCCACUUGGCAGAGGGGUCCGAUGUCCACAAGGGGGAUCAGAGAGGAGACAUCACCCAUGCCUGGACUGAAGGCCAGCCAGCUAGGGGUCAGUGGCUUCAUCGCUGUGGCUUGAGUUGGUCUCACUUGCACCCAAUACAAAUGGGUAGUGCAGAUUGCCAGGGCACAGAUGGCAGACUGUGGUCUGUGGAGUUUGGUCCAGGUACACCUCUCAACCCCAAUGUACUUGGCCGGUUCUGGAGGACCAGUCGGAGUUUACCCACGCGCGCUGCCUGUUGCCAUCACAGCUGUGUACUGCAGACCGCCCAAACCCCUGACCAUCCGUGCCCUUGUGUGUAAACCAGCUCCUGCAGUUCCUUGUUUCCACAUCUCCACUUUAGCGCACAAGGCCCGUGGAUUGGACUUUCUCAUUCACAGUCUCAUCAGUGCCAGCUCAGCACCUGGAUUCCAACUGCUGACCCUUCGGCCCCUCUAGCCCUGCCGGUCACUGAGAGGAAAGGGCGAUAGGUUUCUCGCAGAGAGUUGGCGGUCUGGCUCAGUGUCCCUGCUGCUGGCCUCUCCCGCUCUCACCCCUUCCCCGGCCCCUUCUCCCACACACCACCCCCCCUGGUGCUGACCCUGGUCCUGACCCUGCCCCUCUUUGCCUGGCAUUAAGAAGGUGCUCACACAAAAUGCUGGAGUAACUCAGCGGGUGAGGCAGCAUCUAUGCUAACAAGCAAUGGGAGACCCUUGGGUCUCGACCGGAAACGUCACCCAUUCCUUCUCUCCAUAGAUGCUACCCCACCCGCUGAUUACUCCAGCAUUUUGUGUCUACCUUCGAUUUUAUCCAGCAACUGCAGUUCUUUCACACACAUUAAGAAGGUGCUGUCUGCUGCCACCCCACCCCUCACCCAUCACGCCUGCCCCACCUUCCAACAAAGGGUCUUCCACCAGAAACAUUGACUGCUUCUCUCUCCACAGAUGCUGCCUGACCCGCUGAGUGCUUCCUGCAUCCUCUGGUUUUUAUUUCAGAUUAGCAGCCUCGGACCCUGCGUCUCGUUGCCCUGUGUAGGGAGGCAGUGGGAGAUACCUGCUCAGAUGGUCAUCCCGGGCCUGGUUUGCUUGCCUCUCUGCACCCCAAAAAACAAUGACGUCUCGCUCCACUUGCAAUAAUUCUUGCACUAAAGGGAGCUGAUGAGAUUCGGCAGGGACACCCCACAAGGAAGGGUGUUCUAUUUUUCAGUUUGGCUCUUCCCUGUGCCGUGACAAUAAUUGGAUGUAACUUGAGUGUGGACACACACUUUAUCUUAGGUGGUAGUCUGUCUUGUCUGUGAAAUCUUUUUCAUUUUAAUCGUUCCUGUGUUCAGAGUGGUGAAUUGAUUUUGGAGAUUAUUUUCUGUGAAUCGUGAUAUGUUUGUUUUUCAGUGUCCUGUUAUCAUGCAAUAAACAGGAGUACCAGA
This is a messenger RNA of Leucoraja erinaceus (little skate), 3434 nucleotides long. Its product is annotated as erlin-2-like. The coding region runs from base 96 to 1118 and encodes 340 amino acids. The transcript is spliced from 12 exons. Gene Ontology annotation, biological process: SREBP signaling pathway. Lineage: Eukaryota; Metazoa; Chordata; Chondrichthyes; Rajiformes; Rajidae. Gene Ontology annotation, molecular function: cholesterol binding; ubiquitin protein ligase binding. The record is from RefSeq and is a predicted model, not a curated record. Gene Ontology annotation, cellular component: endoplasmic reticulum; endoplasmic reticulum membrane.